This is a messenger RNA of Pseudomyrmex gracilis, 447 nucleotides long. RefSeq lists its product as uncharacterized. Gene Ontology annotation, molecular function: zinc ion binding; nucleic acid binding. The transcript has a single exon. Bases 1 to 447 code for a protein of 148 amino acids. NCBI's taxonomy places the organism in Eukaryota, Metazoa, Arthropoda, Insecta, Hymenoptera, Formicidae. The record is from RefSeq and is a predicted model, not a curated record.
AUGGGGUGGGUGAAAGCGUCGGUUGAGCCGUUAGAGCGCCGGCCCCUACAAUGCUUCAGAUGCUUCCGGCACGGCCACGUACCAGCGACCUGUCGCUACACUGCGCCGGAGGAAAACAGAAGGGGCCGGUGCUACCGGUAUGGCGACUCAGGCCAUGAGGCGGCGGGGUGCAAAACGGCCACGGUAAAAUGUCCGCUUUGCACCGACUUUGGUAGGCCUGCGGGCUACCGUCUGAGUGGAAAGGCCUGCGCCCCGAUUCCCCGCAGGAAGAAACGCGGGGCAAAGAAGGCCGCUGCGGGGACCGGGCCAAGUCCCACCCCCGCGCCAGAAAGAAGUCCCGCUGCCACUCCAGCUAAGGCAGCAGUUGAAGAUGAGGCUAGCCAGCUUACCCCGGUGAAUGGUACCCUGGAAGAGGAGAUGGAGGUAAAGGCUCCACCGACAGCGUAA